This is a messenger RNA of Dibothriocephalus latus, 683 nucleotides long. The record is from the annotation of a GenBank genome assembly. NCBI's taxonomy places the organism in Eukaryota, Metazoa, Platyhelminthes, Cestoda, Diphyllobothriidea, Diphyllobothriidae.
UUCAGAACAAUUUGGGACAUUUGAAGUCCUGUACCCUAUUCAGCGACUGGCUGCUUUUCUUCUCCUCACCUGAGACAAUUAUCGAAAGCGGAGUCUUUUCUUUCAUUUCAGACACUCGGACUCGGGUGUUCGUCUACCUAGUGUCGCUUGCCUUGAGUUUGGCUGCGUUAAGUAUCCUGAAACUACACAAGCUGUUAGAGUGGCUUCUCGUGGAUACCGAUGUGGCAUCGUUUCACGGCAGCAUUUCUGAUCUCAAGAGCAAGUCGAGCGUGAUUGCGGAGAUCCUCAAGGCCGCUGCACUACGGUACAAAAAUUCCCUAAACUCUCCUACCACCAUUACCGCCACCCACACGGCGGAUGCAGCAAAGGUGCUCCCACGGGGAUCAGUGGUAGUGCCCACCACCAACGCAGGCGCCAGUAGCGUUACCAUCCCAGCCUUCUUUACCGCUCAUGCUGCCACCGCGGAGGACCAUAACUGCCUUUGUCCCCACCCACCGUCAUCAUCGACCCUGCUCCAAUCACCACUAACCGUUCCCGAGAAGCCCUCGAACACCACAGGCGUUCUCGGCUUCUGCCACCACUGGCCGUCUGCUUCGCAACCAUGUCUCCUUUGCUACUUGGCCUCCUCGGGCGAUUACUCUCUCCUCCCCGACGACCGUCGCCAACGCACUUGCAGUGAAUCC